Messenger RNA from Cryptococcus wingfieldii CBS 7118, 2313 nucleotides. Its product is annotated as cation-transporting ATPase. Gene Ontology annotation, biological process: protein folding. The transcript is spliced from 9 exons. Lineage: Eukaryota; Fungi; Basidiomycota; Tremellomycetes; Tremellales; Cryptococcaceae. The record is from RefSeq and is a predicted model, not a curated record. Gene Ontology annotation, molecular function: ATP binding; ATP-dependent protein folding chaperone; ATP hydrolysis activity. The coding region runs from base 1 to 2313 and encodes 770 amino acids.
AUGUCUGCCGUUCUCGGCCGGGAAGAAGAGGCCAAAACGUUCAAAUACGAGUCUGAUAUCACUCGUCUUAGAUCACUUGUCAUUCAUUCCCUCUACUCCCACAAAGAUGUCUUUCUCCGUGAACUCAUCUCCAACGCCAAUGAUGCCCUCGAGAAGCUCCGUCUUACUGCCUUGACUGAUCGAUCUGUCAUGUCCUCGGGCGAAGCCAACAUCACUAUCGAAGUCGUCCUUGAUGAAGAUGGACAGGGAAAGACGGGCCAGAUUAUCAUCAGGGAUACUGGUAUCGGUAUGACCGAUGAGGAGAUGUCCAGGAACUUGGGGACUAUUGCCAGGAGUGGGACCAAUGAGUUUUUGAAGAAGGCCGACGAAGGCAAAGUAGACAGUAACCUCAUUGGGCAAUUCGGCGAGUCUAGCUGUCUUGGUUUCUACAGUUGUUUCCUUGUUUCCCCGACCGUCCGAGUGUCUUCCCUUCCUCCGCCGACUAAAGAGAAUCCUCGACCCACGCAGUAUACAUUUGUAUCCGAGGCAUCUGGCGACUCUUUCCAGAUCUUCACCGACCCUCGGGGUAACACUCUCGGACGAGGUACAGAGAUUAUCCUUACUAUCGGCGAAGAUGAGAAGGAGUGGUUGUCUGUCGCGAAAUUGAAGGGCCUCAUCGAGAAGCAUUCAUCCUUCUCCACCACCUUCCCCAUCUACGUCAAGGAGCGCAAGGUCAGCCAAGUUCCCAUCGAGUCCGACGACGACUUUGAGGACGAAGACGACGAAGCCAAGCAAGAGAAAUUCGAGAAUGUCGUCGAAGAGAACUGGGUUCACGUCAACGACCGUCCUCCUAUCUGGAUGCGAGAACCCAAGGAAGUCGACGACGAAGAGUACAAGGCCUUUUACAAGGCCGUCUCGAAGGAUCCCUUUGCCGAAACCCUUGGGUGGAGCCACUUCAAGGCUGAUACCGGAGAUGGAGUCUCGUUCCGAUCCAUCAUGUACAUCCCAUCCAGCUUGCCCAAAGACUUUUGGCAAAAGAUCACCAGCGGGAUUGACAACGUGAGGUUGAUGGUCAAGAGAGUCUUCAUCACAGACAACUUGGGAGAAGAGUUUAUGCCUCGAUGGUUGAGCUUCCUCAAGGUGACGGUUGAUGCCGAUGAUCUUCCUCUGAACGUCUCGCGAGAAACUCUCCAACACACCCGCUUCCUCUCUCAGCUCCAGCGUAUCCUCAUCCGCAAAGCCAUCGAUCUCUUCACCAAACUCGCCAACGACCAGCCAAAAGCAUUCGAGGAAGUGUCCAAGCUCUACGGCAACGCCCUUCGAUUGGGUGUCAUGGAGAGCAAGAAGGACCAUGUCAAGCUGGCCAAGCUUUUGAGGUUUGAGAGUACUCGAAGCAACUACACGAGCCUGGAGGAGUAUGUGGAGAAUAGGAAGGAGGGACAGACACAGAUCUAUUACAUGGCCGGCGUUGGUGAGCGAGCAGAGGACCUCAGGCGUUCGCCCUUUGUCGAGAAGCUCAUCGCCCGAGGCUACGAGGUUCUUCUGCUCAACUUGCCCUCUGACGAGCCUAUGAUGGGUGCCCUCAACAACUUCAUGGGUAUGAAGACUCAGGACGUUUCUAAGAAGGGUCUGAAAUACGGCGAUGAGGAUGAGGAUGAAGCCGAAAAGAAGGAGCUCGAAGCCCAAAAGAUCACUUUUGGCGUUCUGAUCAGCUGGCUCAAGAAAGAACUCAAGGGUCAAGUCAAUGAUGUCGUCCUUACCAAUCGCCUCGUCACCUCCCCGUGCACCAUCGUGGUCGACCACAUGGGAUGGUCCGCCAACAUGCAGCGAAUCAUGGCCGCCCAAGCCGACGCUCAAGAGGACCCCAUGUACCAGGCGAUGAAGAACCUUCCCAAGGUGCUCGAAAUUAACCCGAAAUCGCCACUUGUCGAGGGACUCUUGGACAGAGUCCUGGAGCUGACUGGGUCUGGAGAGGACGAUGAGGAAGGAACGCUGAAGGAGAGCGAGGAGGAAGAAGAGUUGAGGGAGGUCGUGAGGGUGUUGUUGGACACGACUUUGGUCAGAAGUGGCUUCAGUGUGGCUGAUCCUACCAGCUACUUUGACCGGGUAGAGUCUCUUCUCCGAAGAUCGCUCAACAUUGACCUGAACGCUGAAACACCUGCCAACGUUCGGCCCGCUCCUCCGACAGCCAUGGGUCCUCUCGACGAGGAAGGAGUGCCCCACGAAGAUUCAUUCGAGAAUCUCUUUCCGGGGCAGAAUGUUAUGGAAGGCUCCGAGUGGCUGGACUGGGCGGAUAUGAAGAAGCAGGCGGAUGGUGGGCAUGAUGAGCUCUGA